AUUAAGAGAUUAAUACAGUCUGUCUUGCCUUGUUCGGUAUUGGAUGGUGCUGCCUGCCGCUUUGGCUUCGCCUUUGAUUCUCCCUCCCCCACUUCAUCGCUCACUCCCUCAUUCUCAAAUCUCGCUCUCAUGGCUUCCAUUUUCGAAUCUUGUUGGCAGUACUUGAUCACAAAUUUCAGCGACUUUCAACUGGCAUGUUUAGGAAGUUUCUUUCUGCAUGAAAGUGUUUUCUUCUUAUCUGGACUUCCUUUUGUGUGGAUCGAGAGGGCAGGUUGGUUGAGCAAGUACAAGAUUCAGGCAAAAAAUAAUACCCCUGCAGCGCAGGAUAAAUGUAUUGUUCGCCUGUUGAUAUAUCAUUUUGGUGUCAAUCUACCUGUUAUGAUUUUCUCGUAUCCCGUUUUCAAAUACAUGGGCAUGCGGAGUAGUCUUCCCCUACCGUCUUGGAACGUAAUUCUAACACAAAUAAUAUUCUACUUCAUUUUGGAGGACUUCAUAUUCUACUGGGGACACAGGAUAUUGCACACAAAAUGGCUAUACAAACAUGUCCACAGUGUACAUCACGAGUAUGCGACACCAUUUGGACUUACCUCAGAAUAUGCUCAUCCGGCUGAAAUACUUUUCCUUGGGUUUGCAACCAUUGUUGGUCCUGCCAUCACUGGACCUCACUUGAUUACUUUGUGGUUAUGGAUGGUUCUGAGAGUCUUAGAGACGGUUGAGGCACAUUGCGGUUACCAUUUUCCAUGGAGUCUCUCAAACUUCAUUCCACUAUAUGGGGGAGCUGAUUUUCACGAUUAUCAUCACCGUUUAUUGUACACCAAAUCCGGAAACUAUUCAUCAACUUUCACUUACAUGGACCGGAUAUUUGGAAGUGAUGUAGGAUACAGAAAGUUAAAAGCAUUGAAGAAUUCAGGGUUUGAAGACAGUUACGAGCAAAAACAACAAUAAGAAUAAAUUCUUGGGAACAUCUAGAAUGGUUAGAAAGUUGAUUCCCAAUCCCAUCUUGAGAGUACAUUUGAAAAUUAGCUUUCCUAUCAACACAUUGUAGUUGUGUUUUUUAUUGUAGAUGCUCUUUUGUUGACAGUGAGUGUGGAUGGUUUUUUGUGGACAUUGAUGCUUGUUAUUAAAAAUGCUUUUAGCUACGCUGCUUCCAAAAUUGUAAUACCUCUUUACUGUAAUGUCUGUUAUUUGUUUUGAUAUAAAUUCAAUUGAUAUUACAAUUUGGAUAAA
Vicia villosa (hairy vetch) is the source of this 1227-nucleotide messenger RNA. RefSeq names its product methylsterol monooxygenase 2-2-like. Gene Ontology annotation, molecular function: C-4 methylsterol oxidase activity; iron ion binding. Gene Ontology annotation, biological process: sterol biosynthetic process; 4-alpha-methyl-delta7-sterol oxidation. Bases 130 to 945 code for a protein of 271 amino acids. The transcript is spliced from 7 exons. NCBI's taxonomy places the organism in Eukaryota, Viridiplantae, Streptophyta, Magnoliopsida, Fabales, Fabaceae. The record is from RefSeq and is a predicted model, not a curated record.